AUGAUAAAAUCAUUCCCAUGUUACAGGAGUAUGAUGCUCAAAGUAGCAAAGUUUGGGAGAAUACAGGUUUUUGGAAAACAUUUUUUUGAGCAAUCAGCGAAUGUUGAAUUGGAUAGUUAUGCCGAACCAAUAAGUGAACUAACUUCAAAUAAUCAGUUCUUAUUGUUAAACAGGGGCAGCGAAGACGGAGAAGAAGAAGAAGAAGAAGAAGAAGGUGAUGAUCGACAUGCAGAAGGUAGUGGAACACAAGUACCAUUUAAGAAACCCAUUGUGAAACACGUUAUUGUUGAUGAGGAUACUCCUACAUGGUCAACUGAACAGACUCGUCCAUCAAUGAAAUCCUUGAUGUCUCCAACAAGACGUACAGCAUCGAAUUUGGGACCAAAUAGAGACGCAACUAAAUUGACAGAUAGCAUAUCUUUGCAUCCACCAUCAUUGACAAGUGGAGUAAAAGCGUCAUCACCUGUACAUCAUCAACGUCAAUACAACAAUAGGGAAUCACCAAUCAAAAUCCAUACUAUACGACAAUCUUUAGACACUUAUCAUAGAGUAUCAAUAUCACCAAAGAAACAGAAAACUCCAAUACGUUCCGCAAGAUCUGAUUUAAUUGAAAAUAUUUUGAAUUCGUCUCCAUCUUUUCCCCUACCUCCUAUCUUGAGAUCAGAAAUAGGGAGUGAAACGCCAAGACAAGCCACUUCAUCUCCUAUAAAGCAGGGACGAACGGAGUUACGUAAAAGACAAGCAACACCGAUGGAGGAUGUUCCUGAUCUUCAAAUGUUUCCUAAUACACCAAAGUAUUCUCGAUUGAGUGGGUCAUCCUUUAAUUCUCCGUUGAAAAGUCAACUUGAUGAUGAAGACAGUGAUCUACAACCGCCGCAAUUGGAUUCCGAUAAACACGAGGGUGGAGUUAUAGAGCCAUCGGGUGAUAGCGAUAAUGAAGAUGACGAUUCACAUGGAAGUGAGAAUUUACCUUUACCUGAAUUAAACACAAUUGAAUUGAGUAGCAACCCGAGAAAGUCUAAUCAAUCAACUCCCGGAUCAGGCAAGAAAAGAAGGAGAAUUGAUAAUAAUCACAAUGAUGAUGCGGACAAUGUAUUCUUGGAUAAUGGAAACAAUCCCCGCUCUAAUAAUUCAACUAGCUUCUUUUCGACGGCUGGUGAACAUGAGGACAAUGUGGAAACAACCUCGAAAUCGUUUCUAGAAAUAUAUGAUCAAGCAAUAUCCAAAAUUAGAGACAGAGAUAGAACCAGGACCGACAACAAUGAACUUACCAAAGAUGUAACCCAAGAAUUGACUAAAGAUUUGACAGAGAAUUCAACUGCUGAUUUGGGUCCAUUGAAAGAGAGAUGGAGAAGAUUAUCCAAAAAAUAG
Molecule: messenger RNA, 1371 nt
Organism: Candida tropicalis MYA-3404
Lineage: Eukaryota; Fungi; Ascomycota; Pichiomycetes; Serinales; Debaryomycetaceae
Gene: ASK1
Product: Ask1p
Exons: 1
Coding region: 1-1371 (456 amino acids)
Biological process (GO): attachment of spindle microtubules to kinetochore
Cellular component (GO): DASH complex; mitotic spindle pole body; mitotic spindle
Source: RefSeq, a predicted model, not a curated record